ACACAGAAUGUGUCGAAACGAGCUACCGUCUGAAGUGAGACCUCCUGUUCUCUGAGGAUCUCUGCAUCGUCACGUCUCUUCACUUUCAACAUGAUGUCGAUCAGGAAAGUUUCACUGAGAUCAGCUGCGACUCUGGUUUCACCUGCUGCUGCUCAGCUUCGUGUGCGUCUCUCCACUGGUCCCCAGCAGCAACACAAAACUUUUUACGAGUUCCGCACCUAUUGCAUCCGUCCAGAGCAGAACGCCGCCUUCCUUAAACUAACCAAUGAGAAGGUCCACCUGCGCACCGCCCACUCCGAGCUGAUUGGCUACUGGAGUGUUGAGUAUGGGGGCUUGAACCAGGUUUUCCAUAUAUGGAAGUAUGACAGCUACGCUCAGCGGGCGGGGGUUCGGGCGGCGCUCGCUCAGGACCCCUCAUGGAUCUCAGAGUACAUCUCCAAAGCGAUACCAAUGUUGACGUCUCAGGACAACGAGGUCACCUACCUGGUUCCCUGGAGCCACCUGCAGAGGCCGCCACAGGAGGGGGGUGUGUACGAGCUGGUGUCUUACCACAUGCGUCCUGGUGGUCCAGCGGUUUGGGCCGAUGCCUUCCAGGCUGCUGUAACCUCCCAUGAUGCACCAGGGUACGGCAAGUUGCUGGGAGCUUUCCACAGCGAAUUUGGAAAACUGAACAGAGUUCACACUCUUCAGUGGUUUGAGAGCGCUGACCACCGAGCUGAGGUUCGACACCGAGCUCACACUGACUCCAGAUUAGUUGCUGCAGUCAGAGACAGUGUCGUCCAUCUCGACUCUCAGAAGAACAAACUCAUGUUCCCGUGUCCCUUUUCUCCGAUGAAGUAAAUUCCUGUCUCCAUGACAGUGUCCAAUCCUGUGUUGUGAGAGUUGGAGGGGGCGGAGCUUGUCUUUGUUUUACAGCUGCAGACAAAUGGAUAAAGUUUAUGUCUGUGUUGUCAUGACGUUCAUGAAAAAUACGAUAGAA
Platichthys flesus (European flounder) is the source of this 979-nucleotide messenger RNA. RefSeq names its product nipsnap homolog 3A (C. elegans) (gene nipsnap3a). The record is from RefSeq and is a predicted model, not a curated record. Gene Ontology annotation, cellular component: mitochondrion. The transcript has 6 exons. Lineage: Eukaryota; Metazoa; Chordata; Actinopteri; Pleuronectiformes; Pleuronectidae. Bases 91 to 840 code for a protein of 249 amino acids.